Molecule: messenger RNA, 2380 nt
Organism: Folsomia candida
Lineage: Eukaryota; Metazoa; Arthropoda; Collembola; Entomobryomorpha; Isotomidae
Product: angiotensin-converting enzyme
Exons: 15
Coding region: 357-2210 (617 amino acids)
Biological process (GO): proteolysis
Cellular component (GO): plasma membrane
Molecular function (GO): metallopeptidase activity; peptidyl-dipeptidase activity
Source: RefSeq, a predicted model, not a curated record
GAAAGUAGGGUAUUUGUUGGCUUCACACUAAAUUGGGGUAGAAGUGAUCCUGUAAUUUAUUGGACGGCAUACUGAACAAGAUGAUGGGCGCAUGAAUAACACAACAUCACUUUUGCACCACCACCAGUACGAACUGCGAACCAACCACUAAAUACUUACACAACAGGACCUUACAUAAAUGUUACUCUUUGGUUGUUCUGCGGUUGAGGACGGACCUAAAGAAGAACACUCCGCAGCAAAACCUUGUAUGCACACCAACUACGCGUUUUAAGAAUCUGCUCUGGGGCCAAGAGGACUUGGAGUAAAAGUUAUUUUUCUCUGUACAUGACGUGUAAACUGAGAAAAUUAGAAAAGCCAUGAUGCCGAAAAUUCUAGUGUUUGCGGGUUUGCUGGUCUGUAUUUGGUGUGGAGCGUCUGCAUCAACAAGACAAGGGAAUAAUACAGAUGAAGAGGCGGCCCAAGCUUUCCUGGAACAGUAUAACGCACUUUAUGCUGACCUUGCUAAUAAAUAUGUGCUUGCCGACUGGACGUACAACACAAACCUUACGGACGAGAAUGCAGAUGCUGCGAUUGAAGCUGGGCUCCGACUUAGCGAGUAUCAGGCCGUGGCAAACGAGGAAGCGAAUCAGUUCGACCCGACAAACUUCACGGAGGAUACGAAAAGACAACUUUCCUAUGUCGGAAGCAAGUCUUUAUCUGAUGACGAAAUGAAAAAUUUGUCUUCUAUCAUUGCCGAAAUGGGCUCCAUAUACGGUCAGGGAAAAGUUUGUCGUCUGAAUCCAUCCGGAGAAGAAGAAUGCCUUUCCUUGGAGCCGGAGUUGACGCUGUUGAUGGCCGACUCAAGAAAUGCGUCUGAACGACUGUGGGCAUGGGACGGUUGGCGACGGGAAGUCAGCCGUAAAAUAAAACCCCUCUAUUUCCAAUAUGUGGAACUGAAGAACAAACUCGCCGUAGUCAACGGAUUUAACGACUAUGGAGAUCAACUGCGACAGAAAUAUGAAGACCCAGAGUUUGAGAGUGAUAUUCACAGUUUAUAUGAAGAAAUGAAUCCAUUGUACUUGCAACUCCACGCCUAUGUUAGAAGGAAGUUGUAUGAAACAUACGGACCGGAUGUUAUUAAUUUAAACGGGACCCUGCCUCAAAGCGUGCUAGGCGAUAUGUGGGGUAGGUUUUGGGCCAAUUUAUAUUCAAUCGGAGUGCCGUUUCCGGAUCAGCCCAGCUUGGACAUUACCCAAGCUCUGAUCGAUCAAAAUUACACCAUCACAAGAAUGUUCGAGACUAGUGAUGACUUUUAUACGUCGAUGGGACUCAUUCCUCUUCCACCAACCUUCUACAACCUAUCCAUGCUUGAAAAACCUUCAGACCGGGAAGUUGUAUGCCACGCUACAGCAUGGGAUUUUUAUGAUUCUGUGGACUACCGCAUUAAGAUGUGCACCAGGAUAAAUAUGGAUGAUUUUUUGACAAUUCACCAUGAACUAGGCCACAUCCAGUAUUUCCAACAGUACAGCCAACAGCCAACAGUUUACUUGGAAGGAGCAAAUGAUGGUUUUCACGAAGCUAUUGGCGAGUUAAUGUCUAUGAUUGUAUCCACGCCAAAACAUUUGUACGCAAUCGGAUUGCUUGACGAACUACCAACAGACAACAAAACUGAAAUCAACUACUUGUUCCAACAAGCGUUGUCUACCAUCUCCACUCUUCCAUUUCACCUUUUGCAAGACCAGUGGAGAUGGAAUGCUUUCCGAGGAUAUUACGGAAACAUGUCAUCACAAUGGAAUGGUGAAUUUUGGGCACUCUCCGAAGCAAUUGUUGGAGUUCAUGCCCCGGUGGAAAGGACUGAAGAGGAUCUUGAUUGUCCGAGCAUAUUUCACGUGGCCCAAGACUACGACAUGAUUCGAUACUUUACCAGAACGAUCCUUCAGUUUCAAUUUGCAGAAUCCUUGUGCGAAGCUGCCGGACACGAAGGUCCAUUGACUGACUGUGACUUUUACGGAUCGCAGGAGGCUGGUGCCAUACUAUCAGACAUGCUACAACUGGGACGUUCUAAGCCUUGGCCCGAUGCCCUAGAGGCGUUGACAGGAGUAAGAAAAAUGAACGCAACAGCAAUUCGAUCCUAUUUUGCACCACUGGAAAGAUGGCUACAGGAGACCAAUCUUGCAAAUGGAGAUGUACCGGGAUGGACCACGUCUAGUGGAACUGCAAUAACUCUGUAGGUGGGGGUACUUUGCUCGAGCACAUGUGUCAUUUAUUUUGUUAAGUAUUACUUAGAAGAGAAGAUGUCAUUCUUGAUAAGUUAAUACAUAUAAUCAAAUUGAGAGUAUGAACCUGUGUGAUUAAUUGAAUGAAAUAAAAUUUUUGAAUUGGCAGCAUUAAUCAGCAAAAA